AGAAAUUUGCAAUUUUUAUCCAGGUUAAAGCGUGUACAUUGAUUUUAUGCGUAGAAUGGAGCGUUAUUUCGGUCAAAAGAAGCGAUGGCGCACUCUGACGGUACUUUUUGACAUGUUCAGGUUUUGUGACAUAUGCACGCACACAUUCAUGGCUGUGAUUGUAUUGCUUGUACUUCAUAAAUAUUUUUCGCCUACGACAGCCAUGCAGGAGACAUCCUGUGCUAGAUUUUUAACUAAAUAAGUAGUUAUAAAAAAAUACAAAUUAUGGAGCAGGCUAAAUCUAGUUCACCUAAACUUUUUAUGUGCACCGCUAUAGAAAACAAGGAUGAAAUUGAAGAGAGAUACGAGAGAGCCUACAACUUCUUCCAAUCCCUCGUAGCCGACUGCAGUGAAAAGGAAACACAUGACGCACUCAACAAUGCGGUUUGCAAAAAUCAUGAGGAAGUGUCCCUUGGGAUGCUGAUGUCCAUAUUGACGGAGCCCCACAACGCUACGAAGUGCUACCGAGAUUUAACGCUAGUGACCCGCGACGGACUCACGUGUGUGCUCAACAAUUUAUCUAAUUUGAUUCUGGAAAGGUAUUUAAAGUUUCAAGAUACCACUCGAAAUCAAUUACUAUGGUUGGUGAAAGAAAUGAUACGGAAUUCCGUUACUGGAAUAGACAGCGUUUGCUGGAACUUGAUGCGAUAUGCUUCAGGGGGUGAUAUUACCCCAAAGAACAUAUUCUUAGUAGAAUCUCUAUUGGAUAUUUACAUUGAGAAUAGAGCAUGGCUAGACAAGUUUCCUGUACUUAUUUGUAUGGUGGUGUACACAUAUUUACGAUUAGUAGAAGACCACAAUAUUCCACAACUCAUGGUCUUGAGGCAGAAAGAAGUGAACUUUGUAAUUUCUCUAAUAAGAGAAAGAUUUGCCGAUGUUUUAACAUUGGGACGAGAUAUGAUCAGAUUGCUGCAGAAUGUGGCUCGCAUUCCAGAAUUUAAUCAACUGUGGCAGGACAUACUAACAAAUCCAAAAUCUCUGUGUCCCACUUUUACUCAUGUCUUGCAAAUUCUACAAACAAGAACCUCUAGAAGGUAUCUACAGUCCAGGUUAACACCGGACAUGGAAAGGAAAUUAGUUUUCCUUACAUCUCAGGUAAGAUUUGGUCAUCAUAAGAGAUAUCAGGAGUGGUUUCAAAGACAGUACCUAGCUACGCCAGAAUCACAAUCAUUACGAAGUGACAUGAUACGAUUCAUUGUUGGUGUGAUACAUCCUACAAAUGAACUUCUUUGCUCAGACAUCAUUCCGAGAUGGGCCGUAAUUGGAUGGCUAUUAACAACCUGCACAUCUAAUGUUGCUGCUUCCAAUGCCAAAUUAGCUCUAUUCUAUGAUUGGUUAUUUUAUGAUCCAGAAAAGGACAAUAUCAUGAACAUAGAACCUGCAAUAUUAGUAAUGCACCACUCUAUGAGAUCACACCCAGCCGUCACUGCCACUUUGUUAGACUUUUUAUGUCGAAUAAUCCCUCACUUCUACCCACCCUUUGCUGACAAAGUUAAGCAAGGAAUAUAUAGUUCCCUUCAGCAGAUCAUAGAAAAGAGAGUGCUGCCUAAUCUUCAACCAUUGUUUGAUUCUCCUAAGUUGGACAGAGAAUUGCGAACAACAGUGAGAGAGACUUUUAAAGAGUUCUGCAGCAAUGGUAACGGAGAAGGUGCCUCUGGGGUGAUGGCAGAAACUAACGAGGAGAUGCCUAGAGGUCCGGAUGAGCCUGCAUUCUCAGAUGACGAAGAAGACCCGUUGCCAAUUAUAGCUGAGGACACAGAUGAUGACGACUUACCCUUGUCUGAAGUACGUGCGCGCGAAAGACCAGAAUUAGCCGCUGCUUUGCCUUUGACGCUGCGGCCUUUAGCGGAGACUCUUCUAGACGACCGCUCCGCCGCCGCCGCGACCGCUCUGCUCAACGCUUGCAGCACAUCAAUGCCAACAGCUACAGCUCUAGCUGAUCUAUUCACAGCUGCAAGCCAGGAGGCGCCACCGAUAAAAAUCAGCGCAGACCCUACUCCGGCCGAACUAGAAGUACAAGUUACCACGCCUAUUUUCGCCAUGUUCAACUUCCUUUCCAAAGGCAGCGACGGAGGCGAGACUAAACGCAAAUUAAUACUUGAGGCAUUCAAAGAAAUCCGCGCUCAGAACGCAUUUCACGGCGUCGGAUACAGCCUUUUGUUUUACUUAAAGGUAUGCUUCGAGCGCGACCGGCGCGCCGAACAGGACCUCGGGAAAAGGAGAAACGUGAAAUUCAAGUCAGAAAUUUACCGAGAUUAUUGUAGUUACUUGGAGCUUAAGAUUGGCGACAGUUUGGCGGACGAUUUUGAGAAAUGUCAAGAAUGCGACGCUAACGCUCUAGUGUGGUUGAUACCGGACGUGUACAGAGAAUUUAAGGAUCAGGCUCAAAACCACAUUAAGUUAUUGCAUGUGAUCGUUUCCACUGUAGACGCUGGGCAGUUACAGCGCCUCGUAUGUCUAACGUUGCAGAACAAUUUGAUGAUGUUCAAGUCAGAUGACAUCACGAUGAUGCUAUCGACAAGUUUGGGGUGGGAGACAUUUGAACAGUAUUGUCUAUGGCAACUUUUGACUGCUCACGACAUUUCCCUUGAAGAUGUCUUGCCAAUAAUACCGAAGUUGUCUUACAAGGAUCAUGCGGAAGCCUUGACGUCUGUUUUACUGAUGUUAAAGCAAGGAAAGCCGAGCGCAGAUGUGCUGAGACAGCUAUUCUGUAGGGAGGUGCAACAGGAAGACACGUUUGUUGUGUCAACACUGUUGUAUUGGUGUCAAGAUUAUGAGGACAAGGUUGGGGAUUUGGUAGCGGUGUUGUUGAGCACGCGGUAUCCAGGAACGAGCCCCAACAAGAGAAAACGGCCCGGGAAACACAGCAUUCCACCAAAUGCCCCUCCUUCUGCUGAACUGGUGCUUGGACAUCUAGAGCAGAUGAGGGUGCACUGCGUAGAACAAGAUGAUAUGUCAAUUUUUAAUAUGGAAUGUAUGCAGAAAUCGCUGCAGUUAGCUCAGUCGAAUAGUAGUGAUAAUUUAAGGAGACAGUACAGUGAUUUAUUUCUACUGGCAUGGGAAGACGAGUUGCCAAUAUCCAGACGCGCUAGGAAGCUAGUCUCCAAUUCACUGCCACUAGCACUAAGCACUAGCUUGCAUUCUUCCAAUGAUGAUAGUGAGGAAGAAGAGAUAGUGAAGCCUAAACAGGCGAAACGACGGAAGAAGGCUAUCUCGGACAGCGAUUGACAUAUCUGGCGUAAAAUGGUAACUUAAAACACCAAAGUGCAACUCAACAAUACAAUAAACAUUAUGUGUAAUACAUAAUUACGUUCGUUACCUUAUGUUAUCACCCGGGUACAGUUCUAAGAAUUGUUACCUUUAGUUUUUUAUUUAGUUUUGCCUUUUAAGUAAUUGUACAUUAAAUCCACACUUAAUAUA
Cydia amplana is the source of this 3459-nucleotide messenger RNA. It is a transcript of the gene IntS3, whose product is annotated as integrator complex subunit 3 homolog. The record is from RefSeq and is a predicted model, not a curated record. Gene Ontology annotation, cellular component: cytoplasm. The transcript has 5 exons. Bases 265 to 3267 code for a protein of 1000 amino acids. Lineage: Eukaryota; Metazoa; Arthropoda; Insecta; Lepidoptera; Tortricidae.